CUGGCGCAUGCGUGAGGCGCUGACAUCUGCCGCCGGGUCGCUCGUGUACUAGUUAUAGCGCUACUGUACUAGUUAUAGCGCUACUGUACUAGUUAUAGCGCUACUGUACUAGUUAUAGCGCUACUGUACUAGUUAUAGCGCCAGUGUACUAGUUAUUGCGCUAGUGUACUAGUUAUAGCGCUACUGUACUAGUUAUAGCGCUAGUGUACUAGUUAUUGCGCUAGUGUACUAGUUAUAGCCCUACUGUACUAGUUACAGCGCUACUGUACUAGUUAUAGCGCCAGUGUACUAGUUAUAGCGCUAGUGUACUAGUUAUAGCCCUACUGUACUAGUUAUAGCGCUACUGUACUAGUUACAGCGCUACUGUACUAGUUAUAGCGCCAGUGUACUAGUUAUUGCGCUAGUGUACUAGUUAUAGCCCUACUGUACUAGUUACAGCGCUACUGUACUAGUUAUAGCGCUAGUGUACUAAUUUUAGCUCUAGUGUACUAGUUAUAGCGCUAAUUCACUAGUUACAGCACCAGUGUACUAAUUAUAGCGCUAGUUUAUUAGUUAUUGCGCCAGUGUACUAGUUAUAGCGCCACUGCACUAGUUAUAGCGCCAGUGUACUAGUUACAACGCUAGUGUCCUAGGUACAGUGCUAGUGUACUGGUUACAGCGCUAGUCAGUGCAGGUGGAGAUGACGGAACCUGAGUCGAACCCCCAGCUGGAUCUGCACGAAGGCGAGGAGAUCGUGGAGGUGAUCGAGCUGAGCGGGAAUGAGGAAGCGGCAGGUGACGCGACCGGCGAGGUGGAGGAGGGGGAGGAUGAGGGCCGGUGGGAGAUGGAGGAUGAGGAAUGUAUGGAGGUGGUUCAGGAUGACAGCGAUCUCACUUUCACCAGACACACAAAGGCUGUAUUCUGCUUGAGUUUGGACCACAAGAGCAACACUCUGGUCGUGUCGGGGGGUGAGGAUGACAUGGCGUAUGUGUGGAGGCUGACUGACGGAGACGUGUUGCUGGAGUGUACAGGCCACAAGGACUCUGUCAUCUCCACUUCCUUCAGUCACGAUUCAACGUUGGUUGUAACGGGAGACAUGAGCGGCUUAAUCAAAGUCUGGGAUGUUGAAAGCAAGCAGCAAAUCUGGUCCUUCGAAGUGGGCGACCUGCAGUGGGUCGAGUGGCAUCCCUGUACCCAUGUACUGCUAGCGGGCACGGACGAGGGCAGCUGCUGGAUGUGGAAAGUGCCCAGCGGUGAAUGCAAAACGUUACCAGGCACCGGGUGCCAAGCCACCUGUGGCAAGUUCCUGGCUGAUGGGAAACGAGCGGUCGUCGGAUACGAGGACGGAACGCUGAGGGUCUGGGACCUGAAGCAAGGAUCGCCACUUCACGUGGUCAAAGGUCAGGAUAGUCACCAGGGACCUCUGACCUGCAUCACUGCCAACGCCAGUGGAAGCCUGGUGCUGACGGGUUCUGUCGACUGUACGGCCAAGCUCAUCAACCCACUCACAGGCAAGGUGGUCGGCGUCCUUUCAGUUCCCAAGAGCAUCAAUGAUCACGUGGAGAAAGAACAAAUGGAUGAAACAGAAGCUAACUCCAACUCCGUGGAGUCUGUGGGAUUCUGCAACGCACUUCCGCUCGCUGCCGUUGGCUACUUGGACGGUACCAUCGGGAUCUGGGACAUCCCGUCACAAACACUUCGACACAAAUGGCAGCUUCAGGCGGGUAUCGUGCAGUUGGUGUGGGAGGAGCACUCAGCCAUCGUCUACACGGGUAGUCUAGACGGGGUGGUGCGCGUCUGGGACGCCAGGACUGGGCGGAUGGAGAGCGAGUGUCGUGGACACGCAGCGGAGAUCCUGGACUUUGUGGUGAACAGGGACGCCUCUGUGAUCGUCAGCGCUUCAGGUGACCGGACAGCCAAGGUGUUUUGCCUCCAGCGGCCAGAUCGGUAGUCAGCGUGACUCGUCCCCUUCACACCCCACGCACAGAUACUGUUGCAGCAGCAGCCCUGGGGCAGCUGAUCAAUGCCGGGACAAAGGGCACGAUGGCCCUUCCUCACUGACUUAUCAAAGAAAAAUAAAAUGCUUCAUUUUU
Messenger RNA from Amblyraja radiata (thorny skate), 2072 nucleotides. RefSeq names its product angio-associated, migratory cell protein (gene aamp). The transcript is spliced from 12 exons. Bases 680 to 1930 code for a protein of 416 amino acids. Gene Ontology annotation, molecular function: protein binding. Lineage: Eukaryota; Metazoa; Chordata; Chondrichthyes; Rajiformes; Rajidae. The record is from RefSeq and is a predicted model, not a curated record. Gene Ontology annotation, cellular component: cytosol.